This is a messenger RNA of Rhizoctonia solani, 417 nucleotides long. Its product is annotated as peptidase inhibitor i66. The coding region runs from base 1 to 417 and encodes 138 amino acids. The transcript has 5 exons. The record is from RefSeq and is a predicted model, not a curated record. NCBI's taxonomy places the organism in Eukaryota, Fungi, Basidiomycota, Agaricomycetes, Cantharellales, Ceratobasidiaceae.
AUGUCACUGGAACCAGGCCGCUACUUUAUUCAGAGCUUAAAAAACUCAAGUUACUUUGCCGGAACGGGUCCUGUUCCUCCCGUGUGGCCGCCGUACCCUGAACCUCUAAGGCUUGUGGAAGGGUUUAUCAAGGAUAUAUUCGAAGUCAAAUCUGAUGGAGAUAACAAGUACACAAUGAGGGUGCGCAGCCUCUGGGUUGGUUAUGACGGAGAUGCUAACGUGAAACUUGUUGGACAAGGCGGAAAUCCUGUGACAUGGUCCGUGGGAAGCACGAAUGGCGAAGGACAGUUCCGCAUUAAAGUUCCCAAUUCUAACAAGGCUUGGACAGUUUCUAGCGAAGGCUAUUACACUCCGAUUCAACUCGAGGAAGAGAACGGCACCGCUCUUCAAGAGUGGAAGAUCUAUCCUAUAGAAUAA